This is a messenger RNA of Zingiber officinale, 992 nucleotides long. RefSeq lists its product as uncharacterized. The transcript has a single exon. Lineage: Eukaryota; Viridiplantae; Streptophyta; Magnoliopsida; Zingiberales; Zingiberaceae. The record is from RefSeq and is a predicted model, not a curated record. Bases 206 to 874 code for a protein of 222 amino acids.
UGAUAGUUUGCUCCAUUAUAAUAAUACUACUCUCUUCUAAUCAACUAUAUUUAUAAAUUGGGCUUGCCUGCCUACAAAAUCCUCCUCCUCCUAUCUAUCAACCACCAACAGAUAGUCGCUCCAAGCGUCACUGACUCCGUCAGUGUCUCUCCUCUGUUUUUUAUCUUGGAUGAUUUAUUUCGACCGUUCGAUCUGACAGGGCAGAAUGGAAACGGACGCCAUCCAAGCGGAAAAUCAGACGGCAAUGCGGCGAUAUCACCGCCUCCGCCAGAUCGGCACACUGCUCCGCUAUCUCGAGGCCGCCGCCGCCGUCCUCCUCCUCCUCUCCUGGUCCUCCGCCCGCGUCCCCGACGCCGCUCGCCUCUCCGCCGACUUCCUCCGCCACCUCGUCGCCGUCAUUCUCAGCCCCCGAUUCGUCUUCCUCCUCGGGAACGCCAUCGUCGUUCUCCUCCUCGCCGAAUCACACCGACAUUCCCCUUCCUCCUCCACUUCCUCCUCCGCGGGUGAUAUGAUCUACCGAGAGUUCGUCGAGAGCCGCGCCGGCGGCCACCUCCCUCGCUCCCUCGCGCCGUCGUCGCCGGAAGAAGUGAUUUACGAGGACAAGGAGGUUUGCAUCGAGAUGCCGGCGCUACGGAGAAGCCGAUCUGCGAGAAUGAGACGGCGGCGGGGGGCAACGAAGGGAACCGAUUUGACGACGGAACCAGACGAGGCUGCGCAGGAGGAAGAAGACGAGGAGGAGUUCCGGCGAGCUGUGGAAGCGUUCAUCGCGAAACAAACUAGGUUUCUCCGCGAGGAGGAGGAAUGCAAGGCCGCGGUCUUCCCCACCUUAUCAUAUCCCGCAGGAACACCAGACCGUCGUGGUGCCCUUGCUUGAGGAACUAACUACUACAAAUGGAGAAAUUAAACAGAGUUCUUCUCACCUCUAUGUUGAAAUAAUUUUUUAUUUUUCAAGUUCAAAAUAUAUGCAUUGACAAUGAAAUAAAAAUUUCUGC